AUGCUUCCCCGAACCCAGCUAGUCCGCAUUGUCUUAUGGCCCAUCACAGCGAUCCUCGCUUUUCGCGCUGCGACGUCGCUAGAUGUGUCCAUGGGGCAACCGAAACCUGACUUCUUGAAUGUGGUGCUUCAACUAUCCAUGUUUUAUAUUGCUGUACGCACCCUUGAAUGGACGGUGCAGACAAAAUCUUUUAUUCGCAUGGCUCGGCGAUCGUCAAAGCAAAAUUCCGUGCUCGACAUACUUGAUUUGGUGUUUAACGUUCGAGGUUGUGGUUGGAACUGGUCGCAGGGACUAUACGUCCCGCCUGAGAUACAUCCUACAUCCUCACGAUUAGCCUUUGCUACGUCCAACCUCGUCUCUGGUCUAAAGCACUUUUUUCUUUGCGUUACGAUUCACUCUGCCGUGCAGUCUUUUUCGCCAAAGACGUUUGGUUCUGUUGAUGGUGGUACCAUCUUUGACCAAUCACUUCCCCUGCACCUCCGUUAUCUACGAUCGAGCAUCAUCGCAACGCUAUGCGCAUUCGUCAUCUAUUCAGCACUCCAAACCGGGCAACAUCCAGACCAAUGCCCCCCCUCAUUCGACUCUCCCUGGCGCUCCACUUCUCUCAGAGAUUUCUGGAGCCGACGCUGGCACCAGUGGUUACGUCGGCUAUUCAUUUUCGGUGGACGCCCACUUUCUUUGCUCUUUGGGCGCGUCGGGAGUGUCAUAGGCGCGUUCCUCGUCUCUGGCAUUUGGCACCACGUCGCACUAUCCGCCAUGGACCCGUCCUCGGAGAUGUGGCGCAUGGUGGUGCCAUUUGGAAUGAUGGGCGUUGGCAUGAUUAUCGAGCGUGCUGUUGCGGGGCAUAAGACAGGUGGCCGGAUGGGAUGGAUCUGGACAAUGUGCUGGAUGGGGUUGUGGGGAAACGUGAUGGUGGAUGGGUGCACGAGAGCUGGGAUGUAUGGGGGUUCGAGCAUUUUGGGUAGUGCGAUGCCUUUAAGACGAUCGAUCGAGCAGUUGGUGAGGGCGUUUGACGAUUAUCUACAUGCAUGUUAGCAGAAAAUCGCAGUGGUAAAUAUUGAUCGAAUAGCCGGUACUAAUAAUUGUAUGCAAUCAUGCUCAGUGUCACAUGAUACUCUCCGAUCUCGAGGUUUUAAGAAGGAAAAGGAUUAGGCCAGGGUGAGGUGGUUGGUUGGUUGGUUUAGAAUGAGAAUGAAAAACCAACAUGAUAGGUUAUGGUAGAUGUGAGAGAUGGAUGAGGUUUAGGAAAUGAGGAGUGUUUUUGGCGCUGUGUGCCGUCGCUUAGGCCUUAGG
Messenger RNA from Suillus subalutaceus, 1293 nucleotides. RefSeq lists its product as uncharacterized. NCBI's taxonomy places the organism in Eukaryota, Fungi, Basidiomycota, Agaricomycetes, Boletales, Suillaceae. The transcript is spliced from 3 exons. The record is from RefSeq and is a predicted model, not a curated record. Bases 1 to 1035 code for a protein of 344 amino acids. Gene Ontology annotation, biological process: lipid metabolic process.